Mya arenaria is the source of this 2141-nucleotide messenger RNA. RefSeq lists its product as uncharacterized. The record is from RefSeq and is a predicted model, not a curated record. The transcript has 2 exons. Bases 282 to 1115 code for a protein of 277 amino acids. Lineage: Eukaryota; Metazoa; Mollusca; Bivalvia; Myida; Myidae.
AUUCACUCAAAUCAAUUUGGAAAGGUGGUUUAUAACUUUGAUUGCUGCAAAUUCAAUCACAUACUGGUAUUGGCUUUAAACAUUCUUCAAUAAUAACAUUUGCAUUUUAUAAUACCAUCUUCCUUUAUAGCACAAUCUAUUAAUGUGUAUACAAAGAGUUCGAACCAGGAAGAAGGGAACUGUGUGGAGAUGUUGACAUCUUUAAGAUUGAAUUUCAAGGUCAAAUGGUAGUGAUUAACACCUGGAUAUUUUACUGUAUUAUCUGAUCUUGUGACCUUGAGAUGGCAAACCUGAGAUAUGAAGGGGAAAUAGUGGCCACGUCAAGCUCUGACCGCCGUAACUGCUGGCUGACAGGCAUGGCCUUGCUUCCUGAUGACCACCUCCUGGUUACAGACUUCUACCCGCCAAACCAUGCAGUCAAGCUUCUAGACUAUCGCACCGGUGACAUGGUUACACAAGUGACCCUUGAUGGCUUCCCAUGGGAUGUAUGCUUGGUGGCCCCCAACAGGGCAGCUGUCACUGUGCCUGUACAUAUGCAAAUUCAGUUUGUGGGAAUCUCUGGUGAUAAACUGGCCUUGCAAAAAGCCUUUAAUGUGGGUGGGGAGUGUAAAGGCAUCGACUACCAUGACGGAAGGCUGUUUGUCUGCUAUGGAAAAGAGGAGAAAAUAGAAGUAUUAACACUAGAUGGGAGAAUUAUCAAUAGAGUAGAUAGAAAUACUGCAGGUAUUCUCGAUUACCCAUCUUACUUGACGGUUUCCUUUGACAAAAACAUCCCUUACCUCUAUGUUUCUGAUAGCGUGAGGAACCUCAUUGUAAAGUUCAGUCUGAACCUAGAGAUAAUGCAAAAGUACCAGAGUUUCAAUCUGCAGAAGCCUCGUGGUCUCACCCCAGUGAGCAAUGGUCAGCUGAUGGUGUGUGGAGAAGACAGUCACAAUGUUGUCCUGCUGGACACUGGCACGGGGGCAAUGACCGAGGUACUAGGCCCUGGGGAUGACAUCAGGUCAGCUCAGUGCGUCUGUUAUAGUCCUACACUUAGGAAGCUCUUUGUAACCUGCUAUACCUUUGAUCACACUAGACUGAACAAAACUGUGAAAGUGUUCACAGCUGAAAUGUGAACUGAAUUUAGUUACAGAUAAUAUUAAAAUGUAUGUAUUACCUUGUCUGUUUUUUGGAAAAACUCAAGCUAUUGACAGUCAUCGGUGUUAUAAAUAAAAAAAUAAUUCAAGAGAUUCAAAUGAACAUGCUGCAAGUGACAAUGGGCCCAUUUGUAGCAAGACCCAAAGCGUAACGUCGUGAAGCGUGUAUUGGGGAUCUGAUUUAAUGAGAUUGAGAGGAACCAUGUGUGCCCAUAGUGCCACUUGUCAGGCUUGGUGAUCACAAACCAAACUCACAUAUUAAGCCAAGUCAGCAAACUGAACCUGGGAUACCUUGGUGAUAAUGACUCACUAACUAGACAAACUAAUUCUUUUGUUUGCUUUAAUUUGUUUGUACAUGUGUAUGGUCAAAUCCAUUACUAUCUUAUCAUCUGAGUUCAUGAAAGAAUGAACCUUUUCCAAUUACAUGUACGUUUAUAAAUUGUAGACUUAUUUUGAAUAGCAUUUGAUAAAAUGAUUUGUGUUGGUAGCAAGUCGAUUAUUAAUCUAUUAGUAAGUAAUUCAGAGAGAAACACUUUUGCUUAUAGGCUUACAAUAUAGGUUUAUCCCCAAAACAUUUUUUUUGUUUAAAUGCAUCACCUAUUUGAUAGCAAAAAAUACAUGGUUUGUAACAGAUAAAAAUAUAAUUGAUACGGUGGCGCUUUUUAAACUCGGAAAUUUAUGGCCAUGUAGCUAUUCAUUUAAUAAAAAACAUUUAUCAAGGAUAAUAUUUUUUAUCUGUACCUAAAACAUGUGCUCUUUUUUUGGUUCUACCAAUAUAUCAUGUCUGUAGUUGUAUUAUGUUUAAAUCGGAUGUUUUAUAAAAUGGUUGUGUAAAUUAUGUUUUAACAAAUAUCUGCCUUAUCUAUUUACAAAAAACAAGAUUAAAAUUCUUUUUUCACAAGGAAGUGAGGAAGUUUUAUAGAGAUGGAAAAAUGUUUAAGAUAGUUUCCUGUUGUUUUGAAAAAAGAAUGUCAUCAUAACAUCACUUUGAAAUAAUAAAGGUGA